AUCAUCAUCAUCGUUUUAUUGAAGAUAUGACUGACCUCAUUAGUUCCUUACUGAUCAGAACAAGUUUAUUCUUUGCAGAGUUGCUGAUUUGGGAUAAUCUUGUUCUCUCUGAGUGAAUCAACAUGUCUGGGAAUGAUGAUAAGCCACAUGCUACUGCAGACAGAAUAAAGGCAGCCAGGUUAUCAGGGGCUAAGGGAUUGAGCAGGGCUCAAGCUGAACGGGCUGCGACUGUUGUUGCCUACAAUGUGAAUGCCUAUGGGCAGAAGGAAGAGGGACCAAGCUGCUGGCAGGAGAGGAAGGAAGCCAAGAGACAGAUGUAUCUGAUGAGUACAGAGAAGGCUGCGAAGUUGGGCACUGUGAAGCCAAAAGCUUCAGAAACUUCUUCUGUUGGCGCAUAUACCCAAUGCUAGAAGUGUUUCCCAUGGACAACUGAGUGCAAAAACGAGCGGGUGUACAUGUCAUGGCCCUCAAGAAUGCAGCAGCUUAAGAACCCCAAGCUGAAGAAAAGCGUACUGGUUUCUUAUCAAUUUGAGAAUCCUGAUGGAGAGAGAGAGAGAGAGAGAGAGAGAGAGAGAGAGAGAGAGAGAGAGAGAGAGAGAGAGAGAGAGAGAGAGAGAGAGCUUGAGAGUCGCCGCACCUGGAACCUAUCCACAUCCUCACCGGCGCCUAGGGGUCGGUGGGUGGUGGAGGAGCUUCGCCAGAACAUGAGGUGCAUGGGCGAGGCAUCGCGGAACCUUGAGAACAACCGAAGCGCCAUGAAUUCCUCGUUGGAGUGGAUCCUCCGCCGUGGGACCGCCACGGUUGUUCCUCGCCGGUAUCACCGUUGGGCUUCCGAGGAUUAG
Molecule: messenger RNA, 842 nt
Organism: Zea mays
Lineage: Eukaryota; Viridiplantae; Streptophyta; Magnoliopsida; Poales; Poaceae
Product: chromobox protein homolog 8-like
Source: RefSeq, a predicted model, not a curated record